AUGAAAAGUUAUAGACAUACUGAUUUGGCAACUAAAGUUGAGCCAGAACAUAGCGAUAACAACGGGAACGUUGACGUCAUUAUAAUUGUUGGACAAUAUCCUAAUAUAGAAAGAUUUAGUGCUUGUUCCAAGACGCUUCGCGAAAGAUCGAUUUAUUUUAAUACUGCAUUGUCGAGUAGAUGGGCAAAGAAAGAGAAGAGCGGUUAUUUGUUAGAAAAACCAAAUUUGUUGCCAGAAGUUUUUAGAUUGAUUUUAGAAUUUCUUGUUCAUCGUAAAGUCAUGCUAAGAAAUUAUAAUGGAACAAUGAUAAAUUUAUUGCUGGCAGCGGAAGAAUUGAUGCUUGGCGAUUUACGCAAUGUGCUUCAGAGCACCACAACAACGCACAAGACCAGAUGGAUGUCGGAAAAUUGUCCAGAUUUACUGCGCGUAGUACUCGAAUUCGAAUCACUGAAAAAGCUUCGCCACACUGUUCUAGGUUGGAUAUGUGAAAAUCCUUCUUGGCUUUACGAUUCUGAUAACUUCAUGACAUUGGAAGAGUCAAUUAUUUUGACAAUGAUCAAAAAUGAAAAAGACUAUUUGAAUAAUAGUUUUGUUUGGGACAUUUUACUUAGAUGGAGCAUAGCACGUAAUAACACGAUUAGUUUAGACACUUCUACUUGGUCGGUCGUCGUGUUUGAAGUGUUAAAGAAUAAUUUAAAAGAAUUUCUACCAUAUAUCCGUUUUGACCUUAUCUCUCGAAAUGAUUUUCACGAUAAAAUAAUACCAUUACGAAAAAUUAUUUCAAGAAAAAUUACAGAUCAGACUCUACGCUAUUAUUUAGAAGACAACCAACAAUAUCCUCCAAAAACAAUUUUAGAUGAUUCAUUAGUAAUCAAUCAUAUACACGCAGCCACGAUUUCGAAAUGGAUUAUGGGAAAAAACAUUAACUCGACAAAGUCUUUAAAAUACGAGUCACAAUUCAAACACCGUUUCACUAAACGUCACGAAUUCAAGUUAAUUUAUCGUGGCAGUCGAGACGGUUUCUCAGGCAACGCAUACCACAGACAUUGUGAUAAUAACGGAAAAAAUCUGGUGGUGGCAAAGAUUGCAAAUUCAAAUAUAAUUGUUGGCGGAUAUAAUCCAUUGGAUACGAAUGUUUUAGAUAAUAUCUACGAGUACAGAUAUUCGACGAAAAGCUUCUUAUUCACGUUCGGAACUACGGAUGUUACGACUCCAAGUAGAAUAAAUAGCGCUGAUAACCAUUUCACCGCUAUUCGGUCUACUUAUAAUGGUCCAUGUUUUGGGACACGAGAUCUUUACUUUAAUUUGAAUCAUCGGUCAGGCGUUUACGAUUCUGAAAUAUACACCGGGUCGAUAUUAGAUAGACAUAAUUUUGAAAUUUUCGAAUUGGAAGUAUUUAAGGUUUUGAAAAUAUAA
Ambispora gerdemannii is the source of this 1416-nucleotide messenger RNA. The record is from the annotation of a GenBank genome assembly. NCBI's taxonomy places the organism in Eukaryota, Fungi, Glomeromycota, Glomeromycetes, Archaeosporales, Ambisporaceae.